GGCGAUGCCUUCUGCGGCUGGACUUUGAGUGUUGCUGAAGAGCUUGGCAUCUUCCAUGCUUCCUUCUCGACCUCCGGGGAAUUUGGGACAUCAGUCGUAGCGUGCUUGUGGCUGCAGAUGCCCCACAAGAACACCGAUUCCGACGAGUUUGAGCUGCCUGAUCUCGUGGGGUUGAAGCUCUCCCGUUCUCAUCUUCCUCCUAAUAUCCUUGCAGCUGAUGGCAUGGACUUGUGGUCCGAGUUUAUGAGGAGAAAUUUCUUACCUUCUCUUCAUUCUGGGGGCCUACUGUGUAAUACGGUCGCCGAGCUUGAGCCUUAGGCACUGGAGCACCUGAAGGCCAUGGCAAGCGGACCUGUUUGGGCAGUCGGUCCCCUAGUUCCGCAACCCUUCUUGACCAGAACUGCUUCAGGGUUCACCGAGCGCGAUGGAAAACCACUUGAUGAAGGAGUUGGCUCUGGGGCUCGAAUUAAGCGGGCAACCAUUUAUUUGGGCGGUGAAGCCCCCGGUAGAGUAUGCGAGGGGAACAGAAUUCGAAUCGGAGUGGUUGCCGGAGAGGUUCGAGGAUUGGGUGAAAGAGAAGAAGCAAGGACUCAUAGUAAGAGGAUGGGCACCUCAACUAACCAUCCUAUCUCACAAUUCGGUUGGGGGAUUUCUGAGCCAUUGUGGGUGGAAUUCGACGGUGGAGGCCCUGAGCCAGGGAGUUCCCAUCAUCGGGUGGCCCCUGGGCGGUGAUCAGUUUUACAAUGCAAAGCUGCUGGUGGAGGAGGUGGGAGUGUGCGUGGAGAUUGGGAGGAGACGGGAGGCCGGCGUAGGGAGGGAGGAGGCGGCACGGGUGGUUGGGGAAGCGAUGGGCGGAGAGAAGGGGGCGGCGGCCAGGAUGACGGCGGCGUUGGUGAGAGAGAUUCUGAAGGAGGCGGCGGAGGAAAGGGGGUAGGGUUUGAGAGCUCUGGAUGAAUUUCUCGAGAGCGUGGCUCAAGUUAGAGAGACGACAAACGAUUCAGAAGAAAAAAAUGUUAGCAAUUGGCUCAAUGAGCACAAAGAUGAUAACAACGACUCAAAACAAUCGGCGUGCCGACUCAAACCCGUGCUAAAAAAUCCUCUGAAAUAGAGCAUUUCGAUUUUGUAAUAUA
Amborella trichopoda is the source of this 1130-nucleotide messenger RNA. Lineage: Eukaryota; Viridiplantae; Streptophyta; Magnoliopsida; Amborellales; Amborellaceae. The record is from RefSeq and is a predicted model, not a curated record.